Messenger RNA from Spodoptera frugiperda (fall armyworm), 1407 nucleotides. Its product is annotated as zinc carboxypeptidase-like. Gene Ontology annotation, biological process: proteolysis. The transcript has 9 exons. Bases 71 to 1339 code for a protein of 422 amino acids. Gene Ontology annotation, molecular function: zinc ion binding; metallocarboxypeptidase activity. Lineage: Eukaryota; Metazoa; Arthropoda; Insecta; Lepidoptera; Noctuidae. The record is from RefSeq and is a predicted model, not a curated record.
GUCAAUUUAUUUUCCAUGGAAACCCACUUCAGUUUAUGCCUCUAUAAAAUUUCUUAUCGCGUCCAUUGCAAUGAUUGAUUUCACAUUUAACAUGAUUUUGUUCAAACUCUUUCUAUUUUUGUCUUUAAAAGGUUUUUCAAACGUAAAUUUUGGUGUUUUGGCUGAUCCAAAUGGUACCAUUCGUGUACAACUAUGGAGAGCUCAAGGGGAUUUGAAUCAAGAGGUUAUCUCUGAAUUUGAAGACCGAGCACACAUCACCGAUGAGAUAUGGAUGCGAGAUAAUAGAACGAUCGACUUCAUGAUAUUUGAUGCAGAAGCUGAGCGUAUGGCUUCUCUUUUGGACAAAAACAAUGUCUCUCGUAAAAUUUUAAUAGAAGACGUACGUGAGAAAGUUGAUGAUGCUCUAGUGCAUACGUUUCCUACCAGACGCAAUGGUAAUAUGGUUAGAACGUCUAGAGGAAGUAUGGACUGGACAAAAUAUCCGACUUUGGAUCAUAUUUAUGCAUAUUUGGAGACAAUUAAUAAAAAAUAUUCACACUGCAAUUUGAUCACUCUUGGGAAGACUUUGAACAAUAAACCUAUUUAUGUAUUAAAAAUAUCAACAAUGAACCCUACAAAUAAGGCUAUUUUAAUAGACAGUGGGAUACACGGCUGUGAGUGGACAUCAGUAGUAUCAACGUUGUACUUCAUUGAUUCUAUUGUCCAUAGCUUUUACAAGCAACCAUCGUAUAUUAAGGAUCGAGAUUGGCAUAUCAUACCAGUUCUAAAUCCAGAUGGUUACGAGUACAGUCUACAUAACGAUCGAUUAUGGAAGAAAAACAGGCGGAAAGUCAGCGAAUUCUGUUAUGGAGUAGAUCUCAAUAGAAAUUUCGAAUACAAUUGGGCUAAGCAGGAUUCCACAAGAUCUAUAUGCAGUGAGACGUUUUGUGGACGUGCACCAUUCUCUGAAGCAGAAACCCAAGCCUUUAAGAGAUUAACAGACGGACCACGUUUCCAUGGUUACCUAUCUAUUCACUCCGCUGGCACGAAGGUUCUGUUUCCAAUGGGAGUAACUCGCAGUGACCAUGCCGACCAAAUUGUUAUGACCAAGGCGAUGGCAGAGGCAAUGCGUAGCCUUCAAAAUUAUCAGUACAUUAGUGGUGAUAUACAUGCUUUGAGGAAAAUAGGCUAUGGCAUGGCCAUAGAUUGGAUGUAUUUCACAAAAAAGAUCACACAUUCAUACAUUUUGGAGACAAGAGGACAAAACGGACUGGAUGUGCUUGGGCCCAAGGAGAUUUUACCAGCUGCCAAAGAAAUCCACCUCGGCAUAACGAAAUUUGCUGAACUUUUUAACUCAUAGUUAUAUAUUUAAUUGUACCUACAGGUUGUUUUGAGUUAUUUACAUUAAAAGUAUAUUUUGUAGCGACA